Molecule: messenger RNA, 684 nt
Organism: Saccostrea echinata
Lineage: Eukaryota; Metazoa; Mollusca; Bivalvia; Ostreida; Ostreidae
Product: 4-diphosphocytidyl-2-C-methyl-D-erythritol kinase-like
Exons: 1
Coding region: 1-684 (227 amino acids)
Molecular function (GO): 4-(cytidine 5'-diphospho)-2-C-methyl-D-erythritol kinase activity; ATP binding
Source: RefSeq, a predicted model, not a curated record
AUGCGGCUUGAAAAUCUUUACGAUGAAGUUAAAUUUAUUUCAAGUGUUCAGAGUGAUUUUGUUCUAGAGGGAAACUUUUCAUGCACUCGAGAAGAAAACACAAUUUACAGAUCUUACCUAUCUUUGCUAGAAAGAAACCUAAAAUGUGACCAGAUCAAGGAGUUUUUCCGUAAAUUCAAAGUGGUGGUUGACAAGAAGAUUCCAGAGUUUGGUGGUCUUGGAGGUGGCUCAUCAAAUGCCGCUACAUUUCUACAGAUGGCAAAUGAGUCCUGUAGACUGGGGCUUAGUACAGACGAACUGUGUCAGAUAGGUGAAACUAUUGGUGCUGAUGUUCCCUUUUUUCUCUACGAUGUUGAUUGUGCAAAUGUUAUGGGUAUUGGUGAAAAAGUUGAACCAAUCAAUGAAAAAGCAUUGGACCUUAAGUAUAAUACCCCCAACAUAAAAUGUAACACCGGUCAAGUAUACCGUAAUUUCCGAGAAAAGCAUUAUAAAGAACUUUCUUUAGAAAAGUAUGAAGAAUUAAAAACAAUAUCGUCUAGGGAGUUCCUAGAAACGUUCGAUGCCUAUGUCGCCAACGAUUUGUGCGAGUCAACAUUAGAACUCUAUCCUGAUAUGAAACAACAUGUAAGACAAGGAUGGUUUUUAACCGGAAGUGGAAGUACUGUAUUUGCAUUAAAUGGAUAA